AUGCCAGAGACCGAGUCCGCUCUAUAUGGUGCUCUUAUGACGCUACGCUCAAUGAGUCCAACGACGGUGGUUCAAGCCACUGCAACGUCAGACUCGCUGCAUAAGCCGAAAGCUGCACGGAUGGAUGAAUGGUCACAACUGCCACUACGUGACUGGUCGCAAAUGUACCGCUGGCAGGUAGCAAUGGGCGAUCAGUUCACCAUCGAACAGCUACAGGGGAUACCGUUCACGAAUUCUUCCGGUGGCGGUCAUUCGAUGCCAAUUUCGCCAGUGGCGAAUAAUACCCACGGCUCUCAAGGAGAUGGAGAAGCAUCGGGGUCACCGGCCAUUUAUGCUUGGCAGCCAAGAGAGGACAUCCGCGUGGAGAGUCCAUAUGAGAUUCAUGUUCGGCGUCCGGGGACGAUGUCUUCACCGGAUCAGGUGUGA
Penicillium cinerascens is the source of this 426-nucleotide messenger RNA. RefSeq lists its product as uncharacterized. NCBI's taxonomy places the organism in Eukaryota, Fungi, Ascomycota, Eurotiomycetes, Eurotiales, Aspergillaceae. The transcript is spliced from 3 exons. The record is from RefSeq and is a predicted model, not a curated record. Bases 1 to 426 code for a protein of 141 amino acids.